This is a messenger RNA of Mytilus californianus (California mussel), 3160 nucleotides long. Its product is annotated as cell migration-inducing and hyaluronan-binding protein-like. NCBI's taxonomy places the organism in Eukaryota, Metazoa, Mollusca, Bivalvia, Mytilida, Mytilidae. The transcript is spliced from 23 exons. The coding region runs from base 1 to 3063 and encodes 1020 amino acids. The record is from RefSeq and is a predicted model, not a curated record.
AUGGAACUAUUAAAGUUCCUUUUCUGUUUUGUUUUAACUGCUGUCUGUGCAGCACACUGUCCGGAAUCUGACGCAAAUUUACUUAAAUGGAGCGAUCAUGCUGGAACGUGGAGCGGCUCGCCUCCAGCUGAAAAUGACAACCUGACAAUCACACAACCAAUAUUACUAGACGAACAGCCACCAACGUUAUACUCCAUAGUCAUCACAGCUACUGGUAAAUUAGUCUGGGACCCAAACACUGUGGUCCACCUAAAGGUACAUUGGGUCCAAGUAGACGGAGAGCUUCAUAUCGGAUCAGAGGAUUGUCCAUUUCUGUCAAACACUCACAUCACGUUUCUAGGAAAUGUUGAAGAAAACAAUCUUGGUGCUGGUGGAGAUAAAGCAUUGUUUGUUACAGCUGGUGGAUCACUCGAAAUUCACGGAAAACCAAAACUUUCCUGGACCAAGCUUGCACAGACUGCUCCAAAAUUUAACACAGAAACAGACGUUAUUGCUAGUCAACAGGAAAAUACUAAUAGCAAAGGACUUGCUGUUUACAGUAUCAACCCUACUACAGGAGAGCUGGUUGACUCAGCUUUUUUCAACUUUGCGAUCAAUCGUAGAAAAUAUCCAGCCCUUAUCCUUUCAUUUGUAAACUUCUUAGAAGGUAUUCCCAAUGGCAACGUAGUUGGUAUUGCAAUACACAAAGAAUUACCUCGAAGAGACGACAUCAGUGGAGCACUUGAAGCGAUCGAGAUAUUAGCUGGACAAACAGAUGGAACGAAUCCACUCAGGGACACUAGGGAUGCAAUGUAUGCUCUUCUUACAACAAAAGGAGAUACUGUAGUUAUUGCAUCUACCGACUAUGACUGGAAGCAGUCUGAGGAUAAAACACUCAUUGAAUGUCCGUCCUGUAGUGAUAACCAAAUACGAUUAUCGGGUCCCUUGAAGUUCACUCACUAUGGAGAAAUCUACAAAAAUGUUGAUAUGAGAGGCGAAGUCGGACUGUUAACCAGAAACAUUUUGUUUGACAGUGAAGAUGCUGAAGGAUCAACUACGUAUGGUGGAAAUCUUAAGGCACUGAAAGGAUUCAAAAGCGUUCAUAUUGAAAAUGCAGAAUUCAAUGAUCUAGGACAGCAAGAAGUGUUAGGAAGAUACCCAAUUCAUUUCCAUAUGUGUGAGGAUGUUGAUGAAGAUGAAGCUACAAGGCCAUGGAUAAAACACAACUCUAUCCAUCAUUCCAACAGCAGAUGUGUUACUGUUCACGGAACACACGGUCUUAUUGUUGAAGAUAAUGUAUGUUACAUGACAAAAGGUCAUGGUUAUUUCUUGGAAGAUGGUGGCGAAAAGAGAACGGUAUUAAAUGGAAACUUAGGACUCGGUCAGGAAAAAGGAACACUUAUUAAAGCUGACAUAUCACCAACUACCUUCUGGAUUACAAAUCCUCUUAGUUACGUCACAAACAACGUAGCAGCAGGGGGAGAUGGACGAGGAUAUUGGUAUACAUAUCCACGAAUUCCAUUAGGACCUUCUGCUGAUAAAGGAUACAUGUUAAAAGAUGAAGCAAGACACACAGUUAUUUCUGAAUUCGACAACAAUGUUGCCCAUUCAAAUAAACAGCAUGGCUUUUUCAUUGAUAACGAAUUUCAACCUGAUGGAAGUGCCUCUGGAUACAACAGAUACAGACCUAAGGAAGAUCCCAUAAUGCACCUGAAAUAUAAGAAUUCUACUGAUAAACCAUCCAUAAUAAACAGAAUGACAGCCUACAAAAACAGCCCUAGAAACGCAUGGAUUAGAGGAGGAAUGUUCAAAAUAGUCCAUGCAUCGUUAUCAGACAGCGCUGAAUUACUUAAUAUAGUAAAAGAGAACUCUGCACUGCAGUUCAUUGACCAGAGUGUAUUUAUCGGAGAUUCUCCUAAUUUAGGAGAGCCAGCAACAGUUAACGGCCAACCCAUAUCAACUGGAAGAUCUUUCCCGUUGAUUUCUGCAAAUAUGAUGGAAAGUUUCAAUCCUAGAAAAGGAAUCGCACUGAGAAGAGGGCCUAUUUAUGUGACAGAUGUUUUCUUAGAUGGUUUUGCUGAUAACGAAUAUUACCAAAUGGGAGCCAUUAGUUGGGAUAAAAUGCAAGGACAAUCCCCUUUUCAUAGUAUUACUAAUGCACAAUUUGGUUUUUCUGAUCCUAGCGAAGGAAACAGAGUCAAAGGCAUUCUUCUGGAUGAAACGCAACGAACUGGUGACGAUAUCCGAACAUUCAGAGAUAUGGAUAACUCUAUGAUUGACCUUGAUGUAUCAGAUGACUCACUCGUUACAGUUCUAAGUCCUGAAGCCUUCCACAUGACAGACGAAUGUAAUAUUAGGUCAAAUUGGAACUUUGGAUACUGCGAACAUGCUUACGGUAAAUUAGCUAUAAAGUACCCCUCAGAUAACGUUUUAACGAUGACAAGGGACGAUGAUUACGAGACCGCCCGAGUGGAUGCUGAUUCACCAGGUGAUGCCAGCUUUCUAGUCAUUACAGGAGAAAGUUACAGUUAUUCUAUGUAUUUUGAAGAGGAAGUUCCGAAAGAAUUCGGUAUUCUAAUGGUCGGAGUGUCAAAAUCACAAGGUGUACGAUUAGGAGUGUGUAUCCCAUUCGAUGCUACUUUUAGAGUGUUUGGAGGAAUGGUGAAAUGGGCAGCCGUAGAUUCAUUAAGCGAUGUUGAUGCGAUCGGAGACUACUUUUACGAUUCCGAUACUGGGUACCUUGCUGUAUUCCUGUCUGAUUCGAGAGAUUUUGAACCAGGAGAAGUAGGUGAAUGUGUUGGAGAGGGUGAAAUGUGUAGAAGAGUGAUGAUAAAAAUUGAAAAUGGCGAUUUAACUCAGACUGACUGUUUAAGUGCUGCUCAUGAAAAAUUUAACCUUUCUUCUAGUUCGUCCGAAUCUCGAAGGAGACUUACAACAUUACUUGAACUACUUAGUAAAAGACUUAAUCACGGAAGCAGACAAAAACGAGCCGUUGACACUGCUGGAGUGAUUGAUACCAGAGAACUUCCUGCUACUGCUAAUGAACCACCUGCGAACUGGGGAGCAGGCUCAACUAGAGGAUAAUAGAAUACACAGUGUCUCAUAAUCCAAAUUUCAAAUGCAAAAAAUCGUACGAACCAAAUCUGUUUCGUUGUAUCAAUAAUAAAGUGUGUGAUUUAUA